AUGUUUGUGCUACCUCCCCCGCCACGAUAUCCCACCAUGGGGCCUUAUGGCGCCGGUGGUAUACACCCUGUUCCCAUGAUAGAGACAAACAAUACGUUAUCUAAUCCGACGGGUCCCGAAUGGCAAUUCCUGGUUGGAGAAGGCACGUAUACACUUAAAGAAGACUUACAUCUUGCGACACCUCCGCCCCAUCCUUCCGAAGCCACCGUCCCGAACCCGAACCCGCUAUCGACUCUUCCGCAGCCUGCCAGCGCCGGUACCUCAGUCUCUCUCAUCGCGCUUGAGAGUCGUCCGGCUCCAAACUUUCUGUAUAGAGGACUCUCUUCGACCACCCUCGCCCUGAGUGGCGCACCAUCUAGUAUUCAGGAGCAUCCCAACGAGGGCCGCUACUCCGCUGAAGGUGGCAAGACGAGUGAGGAGGGCCGUACCGGUUCGACGAGUGAUGCUCAGGCUACCUCCAUUACCAUUGGUUCUGCACCUGCCUUUGGCGAAGGCAAUGCUUUGCUUACCCAGGUGCCGACCAAGGAUGUGAACAAGAAGAGAAAGCCCAAGAACAACAUGACAAAGAGCAACUCGUCUUUCAUCUCUCGCGUUAUUGUUAACGAAAGCCUGUCUAAGAAACUUACGGAGCGAUCCAAUGAUGGCCUCUUUGCUUUUGCAAAUAUCAACCGCGCCUUUCAGUGGCUUGAUAUGUCGUCGUCGUCAAAGCAAGACUAUUUGACCAAGAUUCUUUUCACGAAAGCGCAUUGUCUAUGCCACGAUGUUAAUGUGCAUACCAAGAGUGUCUCGCAUCUGGAUGUUAUAAUGGGCUUCUCAACUGGAGAGGUUAUCUGGUGGGAGCCGAUCUCACAGCGAUACACACGACUGAACAAAAAUGGUGCAAUUAAUGGAACACCAGUUGCGGCAAUUCGAUGGAUUCCAGGAUCAGAAAACCUAUUUCUAGCUGCCCAUAUGGAUGGGUCGCUGGUCGUAUAUGACAAGGAAAAAGAGGAUGCUCAGUUCAACCCCGAAGAGGAAGCGAUUAAUGGAAACGUGAAUGGGACGAGUGGUGAGUCGUUAGAUGCCAGCAAUGGCGGAGCUCAUCACAAUUCUAUUCGAAUCAACAAGUCAGUGCACUCCAAAAAUCAAAAGGUCAAUCCAGUUGCCGCCUGGAAAUUAUCCAACCAUCGAAUCAACGCCUUCUCCUUCUCGCCUGAUAACCGACACUUGGCUGUCGUGUCAGAGGACGGCACGCUAAGAAUUAUUGACUAUUUGAAGGAAGAGCUACUCGAUGUGUUCUAUUCCUAUUAUGGAGGACUAACAUGCGUUUGUUGGUCCCCAGAUGGCCAAUACGUAUUGACUGGCGGACAAGACGACCUGAUAUCAAUAUGGUCACUGUCGGACUCGGCUCUGGUAGCUAGAUGCCAGGGACACCAGUCUUGGGUAUCAGCCGUUGCCUUUGACCCUUGGAGAUGCGAUGAGCGAAACUAUCGUUUCGGUAGCGUGGGAGAAGACGGGCGCCUUUGUCUGUGGGACUUCAGUGUCGGCAUGCUUCACCGACCCAAAGCGCAAUCUGUACGACACCGUGGAUCUGUCUCAUCGCGCUAUACGGCUUUGCAGCGGGCUGAGACAGCCACCACGUCCAACUCAAGGUUGCGAUCGAACUCGAACCUAGAUACCGAAGACGAGGAAAUGGCUAUCGCACACCCUGUGGAGCCGCGGGCCAGAAUUCCUAUGCUCCCUCCGGUACUUAACAAAUCAAUUGAUACCCACCCAGUGUGUUGGCUGGAUUUCACAGAGAACGCUAUCAUGACGAGCUGCAAGUCAGGACAUAUGAGAACAUGGCUGCGACCUGGAUCGGAGCUCACGGCACAGACCAAGGGAGCAGAAGCCCCGGCAGCAACAUCAUGA
Molecule: messenger RNA, 1890 nt
Organism: Fusarium proliferatum ET1
Lineage: Eukaryota; Fungi; Ascomycota; Sordariomycetes; Hypocreales; Nectriaceae
Product: putative WD40 repeat protein CreC
Exons: 9
Coding region: 1-1890 (629 amino acids)
Biological process (GO): carbon catabolite repression of transcription
Cellular component (GO): cell tip; nucleus; cell division site
Molecular function (GO): protein binding
Source: RefSeq, a predicted model, not a curated record